CUUGGCAACAAAACAAUGUGGAAAGACUACAGUAACUCUCCCUUGCAAGAACGCCAACUGAGUUCAUCUAUGGCUGGAUCAAAUGCCCUUAAUUCUACUGUACCUGGCAUCAGCAAAGAACUUGUAGACCUGCAGCAUCUCAUUCAGUUUCCAGAGGAGGUUGCUAGCAUUCUGACCGAGCAGGAACAGGAUCUCUACAGAAAAGUAUUGCCCAUUGACUACCUCUGCUUCUUAACCAGAGAUUUGGGAAAUGCUGAAUGCCAGAGGAAGCUUUCAACAAUUAAAGCUUCAAUUUCUGCAACUCUACUCUCUACUCCUAAUGGAGAACACAAUGCUGUUGAAGAUCUGGUGACAAGAUUCAAUGAGGUGAGUUCUUGGGUGACAUGGCUGAUUCUGACUGCGGGCUCUAUGGAAGAAAAACGAGAAGUCUUCUCCUAUGCAGUUCAUGUGGCCAAAUGCUGCUGGAACAUGGGCAACUACAAUGCUGUCAUGGAGUUCUUGGCAGGGCUCAGAUCAAGAAAAGUGUUAAAAAUGUGGCAAUUCAUGGACCAGUCUGAUAUUGAAACGAUGCGAAGCUUGAAAGAUGCUAUGGCACAACAUGAAUCGUCUUCUGAAUAUAGAAAAGUGGUCAACAGAGCUCUCAAUAUCCCAGGCUGUAAAGUUGUUCCUUUCUGUGGUGUGUUUUUAAAAGAACUCUGUGAAGUUUUGGACGGAGCUGCGAGUCUCAUUAGACUAUGUCCUCAAUAUAACUCUCAAGAUGAAACACUGGAGUUUGUUGCAGAGUACAGUGGACAAGAUCAUUAUUUACAACGGAUAGGGCAAGAUGGCAUACAUGAUGUGGAAAAGGAAUCAACAGCCAAUUAUAUAUUUCAAACGAUUCGGAGCUGUAAUCGCCGUUUAGAAUCUGACGAUGCGGAAGACAAUUUUAUUGAAUAUGAUGGUGUGAAUUCCCGGAGAAAUUCUUUGAAGGACAGAAAUCGCUAUCAGUUUAUAACUGGAGAUUUGUCAGAUUCUGAAAAUGACAUUUUUGAGCAAUCCAAAGAAUGGAUUACACCGACAGCUGAAGAGCAGCAGCAAGCUUUCGGUCAUGGGAUAGAGCUCAUUCCUUGGUAUGUGCUCUCAAUUAGAGCUGAUGUCCAUCAGUUCUUGCUGCAAGGUGCAACAGUAAUACACUAUGACCAAGAAACACAUUUUUCAGCACGCUGUUUCCUUCAACUUCAGCCUGACAAUAGCACAUUGACGUGGACAAAGCCCACUACUGCUUGCUCUGCAAGUUCUAAAAUGAAACUGAGUAUGCUAGGUAGCACAGCUGAACUUGGAAAGUUUCAGUUUCUUGGCAGUACUGGAUUAACUGGACUGGUGGAGGGUUGCCUGGAUCUGUUUUCAGCAAAGGCUGUGUAUAUGGGGCACUCUGGUAUCGAUAUGCAUACAGUAUUCAUUCAGAAUAAACUUUGCAAUAUGUCCGUUGAAGAGAAUGGAGUAACAUUAUUGUACGGCCUUCAAACUACUGAAAAUAAGUUGUUGCACUUUGUGGCUCCAAAAUACACGGCAAAAAUGCUGUUUGAUGGAUUGCUGGAAUUAAUGAAUGCUGUCAGGAAGAUGAAGAGAUUCCCUGAUCAGAGAUUACAGUGGCUCCGGAAACAAUACGUCAGCCUCUAUCAGGAGGAUGGCCGCUAUGAAGGCCCAACCUUGGCUCAAGCUGUUGAAUUAUUUGGAGGAAGGCGCUGGAGUACAAGAAAUACAAACCCAGGAAACUUGGCAAAAAACAUAGAAAAACCAGGUGUGCAGAGGAACAACACUCUGGGAAUCAGCACAGCUAAGAAAAAGAAGAAAGUGCUCAUGAGGGGUGAAAGUGGAGAUGGUACGGAUGAUGAGAUGGGAACUCGAAAAGCAAGACCUCUUAAGGAAAACCGGAGUAGAAGUGGCUCAGACCCUCAAGAUAUUGAUGAGCAAGAUGAAUCAGAACCAACUCUUACUUUUUCUGGUACCAAUACCCUGCCUUCCAGAAGAACGCAGUCCUUGACUACCUCAGUACCACUUAAUGUUACCCCUGGGGUCUCAGCCCCCAUCAGGCCAGUAUCUUCUCCUGUGAUGUCAUCCUCAAUAAAGAGUCAGUCUAGCACAUGGAGUAGCAGUAGCUGGCACGGAAGAGUUAAAGGGGGAUUGAAGGGAUUUCAGACCUGUAUGGUUUCUGACAGCAACAUGAGCUUUGUUGAAUUUGUUGAACUUUUCAAGUCUUUCAGUGUCCGAAGCCGUAAAGAUCUGAAGGACCUUUUCGAUAUCUAUGCUGUACCUUGCAAUCGAUUGGGCUCUGAUUCUGCUCCACUUUAUACCUCUCUGAAGAUCGAUGAAAAUACAAAUGGACUCCAACCUGAUCUGGAUUUACUAACAAGGAACAUAUCAGAUUUGGGCUUGUUCAUUAAAAGUAGGCAGCAACUAUCUGACAACCAGCGACAAAUAUCUGAUGCUAUUGCGGCAGCAAGCAUUGUGACUAAUGGUACCGGAGUAGAGAGCACAUCUCUGGGAAUAUUUGGAGUGGGCAUCCAGCAACUCAAUGACUUCCUAGUAAAUUGUCAAGGAGAACACUACACAUAUGAUGAAAUCCUUAGUAUCAUUCAGAAGUUUGAACCCAGCAUCAGUAUGUGCCAGCAAGGAUUAAUGUCGUUUGAAGGAUUUGCACGGUUUUUGAUGGAUAAAGAUAACUUUGCCUCUAUGAACAACAAAUCUCAAGAGAAUGUGGAAGAUUUGCUGUUUCCGUUGUCAUAUUAUUACAUUGAGUCUUCGCACAAUACGUAUCUCACGGGACAUCAGCUUAAAGGAGAAUCCUCGGUAGAACUUUAUAGUCAGGUUCUCUUACAAGGUUGUAGGAGUGUGGAACUAGACUGCUGGGAUGGUGAUGAUGGAAUGCCUGUGAUUUAUCAUGGGCAUACACUCACUACUAAGAUUCCUUUUAAGGAAGUAGUUGAAGCUGUUGAUCGUAAUGCCUUUAUCACCUCAGACAUGCCAGUUAUCAUAUCCAUUGAGAACCACUGUUCCCUGCCUCAGCAACGAAAGAUGGCUGAGAUUUUCAAGAAUACAUUUGGAGAUAAACUGGUAACUAAAUUUUUGUUCGAGAGUGAUUUUUCUGAUGAUCCAAUGCUUCCUUCUCCCUACCAACUGAGAAGAAAGAUUUUGCUUAAAAACAAAAAGCUCAAAGCUCAUCAAACUCCAGUGGACAUAUUAAAACAAAAGGCUCAUCAACUGGCGUACAUGCAAGCUCAGGCAAGCAAUGGUGGUAAUACAGGAAGCAUUCCUGCUCCUAAUGAAGAAGAGGAGGAUGAAGAAGAUGAAUAUGACUAUGACUAUGAGUCUCUAUCUGAUGCUGAUGUCCUUAAUGCUUCUCCUGCUCCUAACAGCCAGGAAGAUAACAUUCUGGAAGACCGACCUGAAAGUAAGUUAGCCGUAGAUAAGCUGCAGUUUGAAUACAGUGAAGAAACUGCCAAAAGAAUAAAGAAGGCGGAUAACACCAUGUACAACAAUAAAGGAAAGGUUUAUGACAUGGAAUUAGGUGAAGAAUUUUACCUUUCUCAAAAUAAAAAAGAAAGCAGACAAAUAGCACCUGAACUGUCAGAUCUUGUCAUCUACUGUCAAGCUGUAAAAUUUCCUGGUCUGUCAACUCUAAAUCCAUCUGGCUCUAGCAGAGGAAAGGAAAGAAAAAGCAGGAAGUCCAUUUUUGGCAACAAUCCUGGAAGGCUGAGCCCAGGGGAGCCAGCAGUUUUUGCCAAAACAUCUGGAAAAGGUGCCUUCGAUGGUGUACGACAGACAUGGGAAGAAGCUUCUUCUACUCUCAGCCCUACAGCUUCCCUCAGUUCAAUAAUAAGGACUCCCAGAUGUUACCAUAUCUCCUCUUUGAAUGAAAAUGCUGCCAAGCGCUUGUGCAGGCGAUAUUCACAGAAGUUGAUACAGCAUACCACCUGCCAGCUGCUCAGAACAUAUCCAGCUGCUACACGCAUUGAUUCGUCUAAUCCUCAUCCCCUUCUCUUCUGGCUUCAUGGGGUACAGCUGGUGGCAUUAAAUUAUCAGACUGAUGAUCUUCCCCUGCAUCUGAAUGCAGCAAUGUUUGAAUCAAAUGGUGGCUGUGGGUAUGUUCUAAAACCACCUGUUUUAUGGAAUAAGAACUGCCCAAUGUAUCAACAUUUUUGUCCUUUAGAACGAGAUUUAGACAAUAUGGAACCAGCUAUUUAUUCCCUUAUGAUUGUUUCUGGACAGAAUGUUUGUCCUAGCAACAGCACAGGAAGCCCGUGCAUUGAAGUGGAUGUGCUUGGGAUGCCUCUGGAUAGCUGCCACUUCCGCACUAAGCCCAUUCAUCGCAAUACUCUCAAUCCCAUGUGGAAUGAACAGUUCCUCUUCCGGAUUCACUUUGAAGAUCUCGUAUUCCUUCGCUUUGCUGUUGUUGAAAAUAAUUCUUCAGCGGUGAUGGCCCAAAGAAUCAUUCCACUGAAGGCUCUAAAAAGAGGGUACAGACAUCUCCAGCUACGAAACCUUCACAAUGAAGCACUAGAAAUCUCAAGUUUAUUCAUUAACAGUCGAAGAAUGGAAGAAAAUCCUCCUGGAAAUGCUGUGCCAGCUUCUUUGCGAUUUAACAUGGCAGAGAGAAGAUCAGCUGCAGUGUACAAAGUCACCAUACAUGGAGUUCCAGGCCCAGAACCUUUUACACUUUUUACUAUAAAGCAAGGGACCACAGUGGCUCAGCUUCUGCACCAGAUUUUGGCUUCUACAAAAGGAAUUGGAAAAUAUCCAACAGACUAUUUUUUGAUGGAGGAGAAAUGCUUUAUAUCUAAGGAAAGAAACGAGCACAGGAAGCCACCCUUCCAGAGGGUGCUGGGUCCCGAGGAGGAGGUCGUCCAGCUAUUGAACAGCUGGUUCCCAGAAGAAGGCUAUGUCGGAAGAAUUAUCUUUAAAACACGCGAGGAAAACUUGAACAGGAGAAAUAUCUGUCAGGAGGAGAAGGAUGAUGGAAUCAUCAGCUCUGAGGAUGACAGCUUCUUUGUUCAAGUUCAUGAUGUUUCCCCGGAGCAACCACGGACAGUCAUAAAAGCUCCUCGCUUCAGCACAGCCCAGGAUGUCAUUCAACAGACCUUAUGCAAAGCCAAAUAUUCCUACAGUAUUCUGAACCAUCCUAACCCAAGUGAUUAUGUUCUCUUGGAGGAAGUGACAAAAGAACCAGCAAACAAGAAAUCCUCAACGCCCAAAACUUCUCAGAGGAUUCUUUCUGACCAAGAGUGUGUGUUUCAGGCUCAAAGCAAAUGGAAGGGAGCUGGAAAAUUUAUCCUUAAACUUAAAGAACAAGUCCAAGCAGGCCGAGAUGAUAAGAGAAAAGGCAUUUCAUUUGCUAAUGAACUUAAAAAGUUAACUAAAUCAAGUAAGCAAUACCGGGGCUUUAUAACCCCACCUUUACAAACAUCUUCAGAAGGUCUCCAGAAUAAAGAAGACAAGACUGCUUGCAGUUUGACUUUCAGUGAAACUAUGGAAUAACUUUAAUAGGUUUGUAUUCAGGAAUUUACAAGAGACAAAAAGUCUCCCUUCCUGAAAAUGAGAGCAGCAGAGAACAUGAGGGACAUUGACCCAAUCCUUCACCCACUUCUUUAAGCAGUCUUUCACUUUUAACUGGAAGAUGUCAAAAGUCUCUGUGGAGAUACCAGCUGGUUCAGUUGUGGCUUGGCUGCCCAAACAGGUGCAACCUGGAGGUUGCUUAUAGGGGAUGGAGCCAGUUGUGAAAGAUGGACGAGGAGUCGAGUUUCUGAGGCUCUGGCAGGAGGCCCUGCAAUCAUUUGGAAAGGAUUCCUUUCAUCUUUAUGUUCAAUAUGUUUGGAGAGGGGAGUAUAAAAGAAAGCACCUUACGUUUUCCAUUGCUGGCAAGAUCCAGCCUUUUUAGAAUAAAAUAUUUUAGUUAAGCAUCUUAAGGGAAAAUGAAGGUUGAGGAUGUUCUGUAGUGUAUUAUGUAAAAAUACAUUUUUAGAAGCUCCUUCUACACACUUAAUUGGCCUUAGGCAGAUGUAGAUAACAUUGUAACUCAGACAUUUCAGUAUGGUGAAUAUAAGCAGUUUAUGAUCUGUUUCCUUAAUGUCAGUGUACAGUAGUCAGUAUACAUGUUUUUAUAGUGAUGCUGAUUAGGAACAUUUCUUCAUGCAGUGUAUUGUAGUUUUUUCUGUAUAAACAAUAACUAUUUAUUUUACUAUUCCAAGGUAUGUGUCACUGUAUUGUGUAUUUAUCAUGCCUUGCUCUACAGAAAUCUAUAUAUCUUUCCAGAAAAUUCUGCUUAUUUCUCAGUUUAGAGGAUAUGUGUUUAAUUUUAAUGAACAUUCAGGAAAUACAUUCUUUAUGCUUAUUGUCUCAGCUGGUCAAUAUUAAGUGUUUUGAGGGGAAAAACACGUUUUACUGCUGAAUUCUCAAUAAAAACCUCAACAGUAUAAUAGCAAAGUCAAUUAUUUCAAAUAGAGUCUCUCCAUUACUGUCACUGAUAGCCUUUAUUUUUAAAAAAGAAAACCUUUAAACUUAGGAAGCAUACUAUUCAGUUUCAUUUUUGGUGUAAAUCUUGCCAUUUCUGUUUGUUUACAUAGAAGUAGUUGUAAAGAUUUGUAUAUGUUUGCAAAAUCAUAAGCUUUUAAUAUUUUUAUAAGGCUCUUAGCACUGGUUGUAACUUUUCUUCUUGUUAAUAUACUAUCAAAAGCAAUUUAAUAUUACACAUAUAAAGCAUGGAAGAACAAAAUGGUCACUGGUGUUGCCUUUUAAUAACUGUAAUACAAAACUAAGGCUGUAAUUCUAUAUUUACUUCACUGGGAUAAAGUCCAAUUAUAUUUAAUAGCACUUAUUUUGAAGCAGACAUGUGCAAAACCAUAUGUAAACCUCCAGCAACAGUAAAGCACUUGCUGCCCACCAAGGAUGAUACUGUGUGAAUAAAUCAAGAAAUGGGACUGUUCCGUUAAUUAAAGUUCAAAGAAAGCAAAAUGCGGGGUGGGGUGGGGGGAACAGCUUGAACCUGAAUGGAAUGUGAAGUCAUAAUCAGAUUGGAUAUUCUACAAAGCUUAAUUCUCACUGCUUGCAAAAUAUACUAGUCACCUCAAGGACAGAAAGGCCCCUUCAGAUCAGAUGGAAAGCAAGUGAAUGCCAUGAUGAAAGAAGAAAACAAAUUCAGCUGAUUAUUAUAAACUGACUGGGAGUUAAAGGGAGAGGAAGGUCAAGACUUAAAUUUUAAAAAAACCAUUUAUGCUUAUUCUUAGGGAAAUGACAAUGAAAGUUUGUUAUCGGAAAGUAGUAAAUUCAUUACUGGAUCAACCAAGAAGAAACAGCUGUGCUAUGUGACUCUGCAUGGAGACACAGAGACAGUGCCGCCUUGAGGAGAAAGCUAGACUAUAACGGUGUUGAUCAGUUCCCAUAAGCGUCAGAGCUGCUUUGGGUUCUCCUUCCUUUAGGCAAGAUGCAUGCCACUGCAAAGUUACAGAUGAUGUAUUAACUAGUUGAACGCCAGUAGUAAGCUGCAACUAGAGUAGGCAUAUUGAAGCAACAGAACUCCCACUAAUUCAAAGGGCCUUCUCCAGCUGUAACUUAC
This is a messenger RNA of Pogona vitticeps (central bearded dragon), 7588 nucleotides long. It is a transcript of the gene PLCE1, whose product is annotated as phospholipase C epsilon 1. The record is from RefSeq and is a predicted model, not a curated record. Gene Ontology annotation, biological process: release of sequestered calcium ion into cytosol; phosphatidylinositol-mediated signaling; phosphatidylinositol metabolic process. NCBI's taxonomy places the organism in Eukaryota, Metazoa, Chordata, Lepidosauria, Squamata, Agamidae. Gene Ontology annotation, molecular function: phosphatidylinositol-4,5-bisphosphate phospholipase C activity; guanyl-nucleotide exchange factor activity.